CAAUGAACCAGUGUAAACCGGAACGCAGAACGAGCGAGUCGCACUCUGCUUUUCUGUUAUCCUUGGAUAUUUCUUUUGGUUUUAAGAAAAUUUUGAAAGACGCAGGAAAAGAAAACAAGAAGAUGAUAAUGUUUGUCGUUUCCUGAAUUCUGAACGAAACCAAGUUCACCACUAUGCUCUUGCAAAUCCGAGCCUUUUGGCCGGUAUUGUUACUGAGUCCAUUUUGGAUCGACGCUUCUGUGGGACAAAUUGUUUUCGAGAACAAUAGCAGACGUUCACCUGUUGCCAGCUGCGCGACUCCUGAUAGAGAAAGAGGGAAUUGCGUACGCUGGACACAAUGUCUAUCUCUGAGUCAAAGAAUCAGCGGCUGGGAUCAGUUGAGACCUUAUUUGUGUGGUUUUGCUGGCACUGAGCCAAAAGUAUGUUGCCCAUCAUCUCUGCAACCAGAUAACUCUGGUUCUUCUAGAGAGAGAAUUUCUCCAACAAUGAACCAUUCCAGAACUCCGAUCCUCUCCAUACCUAAGACCAAACCCGCUGGUUCCUCGGAUAUCAGCAAUGAAAAGCCCAUCUUCUUGCCAGAUGAUUGUGGUUCGUCGAUCUUUACUCAUAAUCGAGUAAUCGGUGGUCAGAAGGCGGAAAGAGGAAGUUGGCCAUGGAUGGCUGUAAUUUUCGAGAUUAAAAGAAGUGGCUCCAAGAGCUCUGAAUGCGGUGGAUCCUUAGUGACAGCAAGACAUGUCAUCACGGCCGCCCAUUGCGUGGUGAAACGAAAUACCAUCACACCCCUUGACCCUGAUAGACUGAUAGUCAGGUUGGGAGUUUAUGACUUGAGCAAUGAUAACGAUCCAUAUGCCAGUGAUGUUUCUGUCGAUGAAGUCCGAAUUCACGAAAGGUACGAUUCUCGAAUUCGUGCCAACGAUAUUGCUGUCCUCCGUCUUAGCCAACCGGUACCAUUCUCUAAUAGCACCUCUCCAGUUUGCCUUCCUUACGAUAGUCUACGGAAUGAGGACCUCUCUGGAAAAAGCUCUACAGUCACUGGAUUCGGACUGACGUCCGUCAACGGCUCUUACAGCGACGUUUUGAUGGAGGUGAGUUUUGACAUCCAAGACCAGGAAACUUGUAGAAUGGCAUAUGAAGACGAUCUUCGAAUUACCGAUGGACAUUUAUGUGCUGGAACUCUCGAUGGCUCUAAAGAUUCAUGCCAGGGCGAUUCUGGAGGCCCUCUGGUGGCUGUCGGAAAGGAAAAACGUUACUAUCUUGUUGGAAUCGUCUCCUUUGGAAAGAAGUGCGCACUUUCUGGUUAUCCUGGUGUUUACACCAGAGUUACCGAGUACCUGGAUUGGUUAACUCCUAGACUUCGUCACGAGGGGGGCUUUUUCAAUGAACAGGUGGAAACCGGAAUAUGGAAUGAAAGAGUCGCCUUUCUCAAUCGUGCUGUUUUGAUAAAACAAGUCUCUACCAUGCUUUGGCAAUACCAGGUUAUUCAAGUGCUGUUUGCGCUGAUUCCAUUUUGGAUUGACAUCUCCUUGGGACAAGUUCUGUUCGAAAACAGCAACACGCAUUCAUCUGACGCGAGCUGCCUUACUCCAGAUGGACGGAGAGGUAACUGCAUACGCUGGACGAAGUGUAUAAACAUAAAUCAGAAACUUACUUGGGAUCAGCUUAGACCCUUUUUGUGUGGGUUUGCCGGCACUGAGCCAAAUGUUUGCUGUCCCUCUAUUUUUCCGCCAGAAAUUUCUAGUCCACCUCUAGAUAGGAUAUCUCCGGUAAAUAACAACUCAAGAACAGAAAACAUCACAUCUGAACACAAGCCGAUUCUCACUUUACCUAAGACAAACCCUUCUGAAUCUUCAGACAAAGAUGGAAAGCCAAGCUUCUUGCCAGAUGAUUGUGGUUUAUCCGCAUUUACAGACAAUCGAGUUAUCGGCGGCCGAAAAGCCGAGAAAGGAAGUUGGCCGUGGAUGGUGGUAAUAUUCCAAGUCAAAAGAAGCGGCUUCAAAAGCUCCGAUUGUGGUGGAGCCUUGGUAACUGCAAAUCAUGUGAUCACGGCCGCCCAUUGCGCUGUGAAAAGAAAUACAAUUACACCUCUUGAUCCUAAACGACUCAUGGUCAGAUUGGGUGUUCACGACUUGGGCAAUGCCAAUGAUUCCGAUGCCAUCGAUAUCGGUGUUGAUGCCGUCCGAAUCCACGAAAGGUACGAUCCACGGGUUCAUAGAAACGACAUUGCUGUCAUCCGCCUUAGCCAACUCGCUCCGUUCUCUAAUAGCACCUCUCCAGUCUGCCUUCCUUACGACAGUCUGCGGAAUGAAGACCUCUCCGGAAAAAGCUCUACAGUCACUGGAUUCGGACUGACGUCCGUCAACGGCUCCUAUAGCGACGUUUUGAUGGAGGUGAGUUUUGACAUCCAAGAUCAGGAAAUGUGCAGGAGGACAUAUGCAAGCGAUCUCCGAAUUACCAAUGAGCAUUUGUGCGCUGGAACUCUCGAUGGCUCUAAAGAUUCAUGUCAGGGCGAUUCUGGUGGCCCUCUGGUGACAUUUGGAAAGAGAAAGCGUUACUAUCUUAUUGGAAUCGUUUCCUUCGGGAAGAAGUGCGCGCUCCCUGGUUACCCAGGUGUUUACACUAGAGUUACAGAGUUCCUGGACUGGUUAACUCUUAAUCUAGCUAACUGAAGUUGCAAGAUGAUGGAGAUGGGUCCCUUUACAAGCCAUCUUACAUAAACAUCUAUCAUCAAACCCUUACAUCUAUCAUCUGUUUACGACCAAUUAACCAGAAACUUCCGACUAACUGGAAAUCACAUGAUAUUUCCACGAAUUUUUUUAUCGGUAUAGUCAGUUGCAACUGUCGUUGGAGAUUUUGUUUUGUAAUUUAAAUAAAAUGUCAUUUCUAGUUUCAAAAA
Argiope bruennichi is the source of this 2893-nucleotide messenger RNA. RefSeq lists its product as uncharacterized. The transcript has 17 exons. Lineage: Eukaryota; Metazoa; Arthropoda; Arachnida; Araneae; Araneidae. Gene Ontology annotation, biological process: proteolysis. The record is from RefSeq and is a predicted model, not a curated record. Gene Ontology annotation, molecular function: serine-type endopeptidase activity. Bases 174 to 2666 code for a protein of 830 amino acids.